Molecule: messenger RNA, 5209 nt
Organism: Arachis stenosperma
Lineage: Eukaryota; Viridiplantae; Streptophyta; Magnoliopsida; Fabales; Fabaceae
Product: sister chromatid cohesion protein PDS5 homolog B
Exons: 27
Coding region: 390-4316 (1308 amino acids)
Biological process (GO): mitotic sister chromatid cohesion; DNA repair
Cellular component (GO): nucleus; chromatin
Source: RefSeq, a predicted model, not a curated record
ACCGAAAAAAAAAAAAUCGGAAUUCACCAGAGACAUUCUUGAAUCCUAAACCCUCGGAGACGCUCUCCGGCCUCCGCUCCUCCUGUACUGGCCGCCUCCGCCGCUGCUUCUGCUCCUUCCCCUCACGUUCGCUUCGUAUUUGCUACGUUAGUGGUCGGUGGUGCUCCAUCGUUGCCUGCGCUUCUGCUCGGUCGUCCUAAUCCGCCAUUCGCCCCUCCUUUUGCUCUGCCAUUUCUUCCGCUUCCUCUCUGUCCUUCUCGACUUCUGAGAAUGCGUCAAGAAAUAGAACUUUUAAUUGUUAUGAGCAGGAUGUCUGAGAAUGCAUCAGGUGUUUGAUUAGUUUUCUCUGAGAAGUUCUCGUAACAUUCCUUUCGUUAAUUAGCAUCCUUAUGGACGAACCCUUGCUGCAACGCCUGUCCGAACUCGGCAUUCAACUUGCCCACCGAACUCGUCCGAACAAGGAUUUCAUUGUCAAAUCGCUUCGAGAAGCUGUAAAUGCUUUGUGUAACUUAGAGCAGUCUCCUCAGCCGCAAAACGCUAAAGAAGCGCAGGCUGCUCAGAAACGAGAAUCUGCUUUGAAGCCGCUGGUGGAUGCUCUUUGUCGUGGUCUGCUUCGACAUCCUGAUAAAGAUGUUCGGCUUUUGGUUGCUAUUUGUGUCACGGAAAUUUUUAGAGUCAAAGCACCAGAACCACCUUUUGAAGACAAGUAUUUAAGGGAGGUUUUUAAACUCAUUGUUAAUUCGUUUGCGGAUCUUGCUGAUAUUGCAAGCCCAUACUUCUCAAAGAGGGUUAAACUAUUGGACACUGUGGCUCAAUUAAGGUGUUGUGUGAUAAUGCUGGAGAUUGACUGCGUAGAUUUGGUUCUUGAGAUGUUCAAUAUUUUCUUCUCUGUUGUGAGCGAUGAUAGCCAUGAUAGUUUGAUUUAUUCCAUGUCUUCUAUAAUGCUAAACUUGUUGAAUGAGAGUGAGGAGGCUUCUCAGCAACUGUUGGAAGUGAUUUUGCGAAAUCUUAUAAAGGGGAAAAAGGAUGCAACUUCUGCUGCUUAUCAACUAGCUGCAUCAGUCAUCAAAAGUUGUGCAGAAGAGGAUGCACUGAACUCCCUAGUUUGUAGGUAUCUUAUAUCCUGUAUACAUGCCCGAGAUGCUAUGGUCAGUGAGCUUAAAGAAUCAUAUCAUGAAAUCAUAUUCAAGGUUUUUCAAUGUGCACCUCAAAUGCUAGUUGCUGUCAUCCCAAGCUUAAUUGAGGAAUUGUUGGCUGAUCAGGUUGAUGUUCGGAUAAAAUCUGUUAAUUUGGUUGGCAAGCUUUUUGCACUCUCUGAGCAGCUUGUUGCACAGAAGUAUCACGAUCUUUUUGUGGAGUUUUUGGAAAGAUUUUCUGAUAAAUCUGUGGAUGUAAGGAUUAGUGCUCUACAGUGUUCGAAAGCUAUUUAUGUGGCCAAACCUUAUGGGACAGAAUCAGAUGAAAUUAUCUCAGCUGUUGAAGACCGGUUGCUGGACUUUGAUGACCGAGUGAGAAUGCAGGCAGUUCUUGUUGCCUGUGAUAUUUCCAGGUCAAACCUGAAACUUGUUCCAUCCACACUAAUAUCUCAAGCCACUGAGAGACUUCGGGAUAAAAAGAUAUCCGUCAGAAAGAGGGCCUUGAAGAAGAUGAUUGAAGUGUAUCAAGAUUACUGCACGGAAUGUUGGAAAGGCAGCAUGACAAUUAGCGACCACUUUGAGAAGAUUCCAUGUAAAAUUAUGUUGCUUUGCUAUGAUAAAGAUUGCAAGGAAUUUGGGUCACAGAACAUGGAAUUUGUUUUUGCUGAUGAUUUGUUUCCUGAGAACCUUCCUGUAGAGGAGAGGACAAAGCACUGGAUGCACAUGUUUUCACUUUUUAGUUCUCAACAUGAAAAAGCUCUGCUUACUAUUUUGACUCAAAAGAGAAGGCUACAAAAUGAAAUGAAAAAUUAUCUGGCUAUGAGGAAGAAAUUGAAGGGAGUUGGUUCUGAAGACCUACAUAAGAAGAUUGAAGAUAUUCUUGCAGAAAUGGCUGAAUCCUUCCCGGAUUGUCACAAGGCUAAAGAGGGCCUUCGCAGUUUAAACUUGAGUAAAGAUAAUAAGUUGUUUAAAUCAAUUGAACAACUAUUGGAGAAACAGACUUUCAUAGUUAGACAAGCCAACCAAGAUGUUCUGCUGGGAAUGAUUGGAGACAACCAUCCGUAUCACGAAUUUCUGCAAUCAAUCUUCUCCAGAUGUUCAAAUAACAUUUUCAGCUCAGAGCAUGUCCAGUAUAUCUUAGAUUUUCUGUUGAAUAACCAAAGUGGAAAUAAUCACUUGGAGGAUUCUUCUGUGGAUCUUCUUCUGGUUAUUGUCAGAAUUUUCCCUACAAUGCUGAAAGGCUUGGAAAUGCAGUUUCAAAUGUUAUUGGAACAGAAAAGUACUGUUAAUGACAAGCUGAUUGAGAUUAUAGCAAAGGCAGGAGCUCAUGUUUCAUUUAAUAUUAGUGAUAUUUAUCCAUUUCUUAAGAAAAUGUGCUUGGAUGGAACUCGCACACAGGCCAAAUUUUCAGUCUCUGCAAUAGCUGCCAUAACUACUGAGCAAUCAGUUUUCUUAAAUUUAUACGAGGCGUUGAUUGAUCCUUUGUAUAGCCAGUGGAAUGUCCCGACAGUUUUGCAGUCCCUGGGUUGUAUUGCACAACACUCUGUUUUGACUUUUGAAACUAGAGGCGAAGAGAUCACAUCAUAUAUAAGCCAAAAGAUUAUUCAAAUGGAGCACUUGGAUGAUGGUGAUAGUGUGACAUGCUUAGCUAAUACUGCUCGAUGUUGCGAAUCUUGUCAAUUAAAGAUUUAUGGACUUAAAACCCUGGUAAAGAGUUAUUUACCUUAUCAAGCAGGCCAUAUCAAACGCAAUAUUAAGUUUUUGUUGGAUAUUUUGUCAACAAUGCUAUACAACAAUUUUGAUAUGACUGAUACAGGCUCAUGCGAAAAUGACAUGUCUCGUAUCAGAUUAGCUGCAGCAAAGGCAGUUCUUCGGCUUUCUAGGAAGUGGGAUUUGCAUAUUACUCCAGAAAUUUUUCGCUGUACUAUUUUGAUUGGAAAGGACUCCUCGCCUUUUGUUAGGAGAACAUUUCUUGCCAAAAUCCACAAGUUGUUGAAGGAGCGUAAACUACCUAUUAGAUUCACGUGUGCAUUUGCAUUUGGAGUGACAGAUGGCAUUGAGGAUGUCCGAUAUCAUAGCUAUAAAUAUAUUGCAGAAUUUAUUAAGGAUUAUGGUCUUGUCACUCGUAAACAACAAAGUUCUGCUGCGCAUGGAGCAGUUGCACAUCCUGCAUACAUGGUCGUCUAUUUGAUUCAUGUCCUUGCUCAGAAUAGUGACUUUCCACUGGAAGGUUGUCGGAAUGAAAAAUUAUAUGCUGACUUUUGUAGUCCGCUCUUCUUUGUCCUGCAGGCAUUUACCAAUGCCAGUAUAGUUGAUGGUGACCUGGAUAUUGUAAAUGAUGCUGUCUUGCAUCUAUUUAGUAUUUUUCGGGCAAUCAGAAAAGCUGAAGAUGCCAUUGAUCCCCAGACCACUACUAAGCUGCACAUUCUAGCUGAAUUUGGGAUGUUUGCUUUAAAUGCAAUUAAUCGUGGUGCAAUAUCAGUAUCACAAGCUCCUGGGCAGAUUUUGCUUCCUUCCUCAUUUUAUAAAUUACAGGGCAAUUCAAAAUGUUCAGAGUCAUUUUGCGAGGAAGGUUUUCUAUGUAGUCUCUUUGCCACACUUAAACGUUGUACCCCUCAGGCAUUUGCUCAGAAGCCACUUACUAAGCUUGGUCGCAAGGGGCAAGAGGCUUUCCCCAAGUCUAAUACCAAAAUUUCCAGGGUUCUAGAUUUGACAGCUAGCAAAAUGGACAAUUUAUCAGUGAGAGCAAUAACAAAUGCUAAAUCUGUGAGGCAAGAUUCACCCCCACGGAAAAGGAGUAAACAUGUGCUUUCUUCUAAUUGUGGAUCAACUGGUUUGCAUGAAUCAAUGGAGAAGCAAAACAAAAUUGCAACCAAAAACUGUGAAAAGACUUCAGGGACAAACAUGCUCUUGCCUUGUGAUUCUAUGAGCGGGAAGGGUUGUCAGCCAGAAUUACAUUUGGUAUCCCGAAGAUCUAAAAGAGCUGCUGCUUGUACAUUAGAAAUUGUUCCUGCAAGUUGCAAACAUACUGUUCAACAUUUCAAAUGCCCUGAAACCCACCUCAAAGAUUCCUGUGGCGUAAAGAAGCAAGAUAUACUGGCAGAUGUUUCAAAUAAAAAGAGUUUCUCCCAGUGCAGCAUUGCAGUGGUGGUUGGAUCAAAGAGAAAAGGACAGAUUUAGAGAGAGCAUGGUGAGAUGAGCACUGAGGAAGCAGCAGCAGUAGGCCGCACAAAGCCAGGGAUAAGAAUGGAAAUGCUGAUAAUGCAGAAGAUGACAAGUGAUGUGAUGAAGAGAACAAUACCAGAUCUGCAAAGAGGACAGGCUCAAAUAUGAUGGUGUGAUCACUGAUUAGUGGCGGAAAGCCAAGGCUAGUGGACUGGGUUGGGUGGCACUGAAGAAGAGAAGUCCAAUGGUGUGUUCACUGAUUGGUGAUGGCGACAGUUCGGGAAUAGUAUGGACGGGCAUGGCAGUGGAAGAAAAUAUCCAUGGAUACUGGUGAUAUGCUGGCAUGCUGCCAGAAGAGAUGCACAACAAAGAGGACGAAGGUUUUUAGCUCUGUUUUAGCACUCAACUGAGAACGUUGAGAACUGGUGACAGCGGAAGGAUCUCAGUGAGUUUAAGGAGGAUAUCAUGGUUUUGAUACGAUGCUAAUAUCCAUGAUUAACUAGGAAAAUAAUAAAGAAUAACUCAUCAAAUGAGGGAGAAUAUAUUAUUCUUAUGUGAUAUGUAACAUGAGAGGAAUAGCUUCUAUUUAUAAAAAAAAAAAAAGUCUUGUCCCACUAGGUGUGGUCGACUACAUGGAUCAAAUGAUAUUAUUGGGUUCUAUUAUGUAUCAUGUCUGCAAAGAGACUGUUUACAGGUAGAUCUCGUUUGACCACUUCAUGGAUAGUUUUCUGAGGUCUUUCUUUGUCUUUUAUACUUUGUCCAUUUUCCAUCUCAUCUACUCUUUUGAAUAGGUGUUUUGUUAGUUUUCUUCUCACAUGUUCAAACCACCUAAGAUGCGAUUCUACCAUCUUUUCCACAAUAAGUGCUAUUCCAAUUUUUUUAUAUUUUCGUUCUUUAUUCUAUCCAAU